AUGGCCAGUGUGCCCCCAAUGACGGACGGUUGGCUGGCCGUGUGGCAUGCCUACCGUCUGCCUCUUCUCAUCACCUUGCCCACUUUCCUUAUUAUUGUCCAUGUCUAUCGCAGAUUCCAAGCCCGUUCGAAGACUCCGGCCUCCACCUCGAUUCCUUCCUCGCCCCGAAGUAUCUCACCGGAGAAAUUCGAAAAACUUGAGCCUCCAUCUGAGAAGCCCCCCGUGUCGACUACGAAAACCAAUGGCAAACCCUCCAAAUCCGUGGGCCCCAAGCGUGUUCAAGGCAAGAAGCCUGCAAAAACCAUCACUGGUCGCGGUGGAUCCGACCAAGAUUCCCACCCGGUGUCGUUCAUUCAACCCAUAAUUUUCUUCGCCUCAUUGACCGCGACGACCGAGAGAUAUGCCCAUCAACUGCUGGAGGAUCUGCGCGCAGCGGCGCAAGACCGAGCAGACUCUCAGAAUCGUGAACGCGGUCUUCUCCCCCCACAGAUCCAUGACCUGUCCUACAUCGACUUCGAGGACUACUUUGUCUCUGCCCCGCAGCCACCGGCCACGUCUCCUGGUACCCGCUACGUCUACUGCUUGUUGAUCCCCACGUACAAUAUCGAUACAGUCCUCAAUGUAUUCCUGGGUCAUCUGGACGAAACCCACCACGACUUCCGCAUCGACACGGCGCCAUUGUCAAACCUUGCAGGUUACUCGGUUUUUGGGUUCGGAGAUAAGGAAGAAUGGCCAACCGAGGAAGAAGGGUUCUGCUCGCAGGCCAAGGAGCUUGAUCGUUGGAUGGCAAAACUCACGGGCCGCAAGCGUGCUUACCCGUUGGGCAUGGGUGAUGUCAAGAGUGAUGCGGAAGCUUCUAUGAAAGAAUGGUCCAGUGGGCUCCAGGAUAUUCUCUACGACAUCUUAGAGCACGGCGGGCUCGGCGAGGGAGUUCCGGGGAGCGGCGAUGCUCAGGAAAGCGAUGAGGAGGAUUUGGAUGACGGGACCAGCGACACUCAGUCCAAGAAGAAAAACAAUGCCCCGACCAUGGUGGAUCUAGAAGAUAUCAAGAUGAACGGUGAUUCCGCCGCCCCGAUCCCCGUCGACUUUACAACUGCCGGGAAGUCCGCCAGUCCUGAUGCCAGUGCCAAGGAGAUGGUUCCGAAGACCUCACCGACCUAUGCGGCGUUGACAAAGCAGGGAUAUUCGAUCGUGGGCUCGCACUCUGGUGUCAAGAUCUGCCGAUGGACCAAGUCAGCGCUGCGUGGUCGUGGAUCGUGCUACAAAUACUCGUUUUAUGGCAUUCGAUCGCAUCUGUGCAUGGAAGCAACCCCAUCGCUGUCGUGCAGCAACAAGUGCAUUUUCUGCUGGCGCCACGGUACGAACCCGGUGGGAACAACGUGGCGCUGGAAGGUGGAUUCGCCGGAUCUGAUCUUCCAGGGUGUUAAGGAAGGCCACUACAAAAAGAUCAAGAUGAUGCGCGCCGUACCCGGUGUCCGCGCAGAGCGGUUCGCUGAGGCUAUGCGCAUCCGGCACUGCGCGCUCAGUCUCGUCGGGGAACCCAUUUUCUAUCCCCACAUCAACCGCUUUUUGGAACUGCUGCACGGCGAACACAUCUCCAGCUUUAUGGUGUGCAAUGCCCAACAUCCGGACCAGCUCGAGGCCUUGCACCGCGUCACGCAGCUAUAUGUCUCGAUCGAUGCCAGCAACCGAGAGAGUCUGCGAAAGAUUGACCGGCCUCUGCACCGCGACUUUUGGGAGCGGUUCCAGCGCUGUCUCGACAUUCUCCGGGAAAAGCGCCAUGUCCAGCGGACCGUGUUCCGACUGACCCUCGUCAAGGGAUUUAAUGUCGAUGAGGAAGUGAUCGGGUAUGCUAAUUUGGUCGAAAAGGCUCUGCCGUGCUUCGUGGAGAUCAAGGGUGUCACAUACUGUGGAACCAGCACGAGCGCCGGAGCCGGGCUUACUAUGCAGAACGUGCCUUUCUAUGAAGAGAUUUCGGCGUUCGUCGUCGCCCUGGACCAGGAACUGCAGCGUCGGGGUCUACAGUACGGUAUUGCCGCAGAGCACGCACACAGCUGCUGCGUACUGAUUGCCUCGAACCGUUUUCACGUAAAUGGGAAAUGGCACACUCGGAUCAAUUACGACCGCUUUUUUGAGCUGCUUGAGAAGGAAAAGGCCGAUGGCACCGUCUUUACUCCAGAGGAUUACAUGCGGGAUACCGAAGACUGGGCUCUCUGGGGGCAGGGGGGUUUCGACCCCAACGAUGAGCGAGUGUACCGGAAACGCCGCAAUAAGAACCCGGCCAUCGAGGCUGCACCGACGUCGUGA
Messenger RNA from Penicillium alfredii, 2307 nucleotides. RefSeq names its product flavodoxin and radical SAM domain protein. Gene Ontology annotation, molecular function: catalytic activity; 4 iron, 4 sulfur cluster binding; FMN binding. NCBI's taxonomy places the organism in Eukaryota, Fungi, Ascomycota, Eurotiomycetes, Eurotiales, Aspergillaceae. Gene Ontology annotation, biological process: wybutosine biosynthetic process. The record is from RefSeq and is a predicted model, not a curated record. Bases 1 to 2307 code for a protein of 768 amino acids. The transcript is spliced from 2 exons.